AUGGGUUUGUCAGGAAGGUCAUUGUUUGGUUUCUCCCCGACUGGUCGAGUGGUGGCAUUUGAAGAGUCACUGGCACUUCCCCCGCCAUCUGUGCUAUUGGUGGUGAGAAAAUCAUGGGAUGUGCCCCUAUCGUCUGGUUUGGUGGUGGUGUUGUUUGGAAAACCACCGGUUGAGCAACUGUCGUCUUGUUUAACGGUGGUGGUGUCUGGAAAACUGUCGGUUGCGCAGCUGCCAUAUGGUUUAGCGGUAGUGGUGUCUGGAAAACCACCGGCUGUACAGCUAUCAUCUGGCUUAGUGGUGGUGGUGUCUGGAAAACCACCGACUACGCAGUUGUCGUCUGGCUUAGCGGUGGUGGUGACUGGAAAACCACCGGCUGCGCAGCUGUCGCCUGAUGUGUUGACGAUUCUUAGAGAAGCGCUAGUGUGA
Lactuca virosa is the source of this 426-nucleotide messenger RNA. Lineage: Eukaryota; Viridiplantae; Streptophyta; Magnoliopsida; Asterales; Asteraceae. The record is from the annotation of a GenBank genome assembly.